AUGGCAGAUCCAUUGAGCAUAACCGCCUCGCUGUUAGCUGUGAUAACAGCUGCCGUUCAGUCAACAAAAGCACUUCGUGAAACCAUCACACGCUUCAAGGAUCGCGAUAAAACAUUAGGCAGGCUUCAAAAUGAGCUUUGCGAUCUUUUCAAUAUAUUGGAUUCUUUGAAGCAAGUGGUCGAUACCGAGGCAUCAAUGCUGGCGCUUCUCCAAGGCCCCAUUGAGAGGUGUGCCCAAGUAUGCUGUGAUUUUGAAAAAUCAAUGGAGGCUUUCAGUCGAAAAUCGAAGACAGGUUUCCGAGAUUGGACGAAGAUGGAGUUCAUGAGAGGUGAUAUUCAUGAAUUUAUCGAUACAAUUUCCGGGUAUAAAUCUACAAUUUCAGUCGGCUUGGGUACCUUGACUAUACAUAAUGCAAAGGUCUCCCAGAAAGCUCUUCAAGAAUAUAAUGAAAUGAUAAAGGAUACAGUAUAUGGCCUUGAAAUUCAUCUACAACGAGUUGAUGAGAAAAUGGCGCAAUUGACCACCGAUACAACAGCCAACUCGAGUUCGACUGUCGAUUUAAAAGACGAAAAAGAUGUGACUCAGCAAUGUCUUCGUAUUUGCGAAAAUGCGGGCGAUUAUAUCGCAUCUUUGGCGACUCAAGAAUGUGCACUUCUUCGCGGGGCAAAUAGUGCGGGGCAAGAUAUUCAUCAGUUUGAAGCACAAACUCUCACACGUCAAGCUUUGGAAGAAAACCAGGAUAAUUUUGCCAUGAUCAUCAAUCAACUUCGGAGUCGUCUAGAAACUCUUGUGUUGAAGAAUGACCCUAAUGACGGAAAUGAGAGAUCGCGGUUACUGAACGACAUCAAUACCUCCAAGCAAUGCUUAGAGGUUUGUAGGGUUGCAAGUGAAGUCUCCAGCCGAAAAGAAUACCGUGUCGGGGAAGUAAUCGCAGAUGGCGAAAGCGAUCAAGUUGUGGUGAAUACUUUAGCCGAUAUAUUUGAUGUUAAAAAAGCUUCAUCUUUGGGGAAUUCAGCACAGCUGGUUGGCUCCAUGACAGAAGAAGCACUUCGGGACUUAACCGAGAAGAGGUAUAAUAGCCGUUUUGGAGCCCUACCCCAGGUUUCCAAUGACACUCAUGAUCGGGUCACUAGACAGUACUCAGUCAGUGAUACUCAAAAGCUUGGGCAGCCUUGUGUAACCUUGAAAGGCUCUGAGGGGGAAUAUGUUAAGCCUAAAGCAAGGCAUAGCCCGUCUUCCAACGAAGUGAGAAAACGAUCUCCGCGGGAUGAUAACGAACCAGAUACGCGAAAAUAA
Penicillium manginii is the source of this 1296-nucleotide messenger RNA. RefSeq lists its product as uncharacterized. Bases 1 to 1296 code for a protein of 431 amino acids. Lineage: Eukaryota; Fungi; Ascomycota; Eurotiomycetes; Eurotiales; Aspergillaceae. The record is from RefSeq and is a predicted model, not a curated record. The transcript has 2 exons.